UGCAAUGUGGACAGCAAAGUGUCACGAAUGGCUUGGCUCAAUCGCACCACCAUACUCUUCGCAGGAAGUGAGAAAUGGUCUCUGGAUCCUCGAGUCAUCUUGAUGGAAAACACUGCUGUCACAGAGUACAGCAUCAUGAUUGAAAAUAUUGAUGUUCAUGAUGAGGGGACCUAUGUCUGCUCCAUCCUGACUAACAAAAAACCAAAGUCCACAAAAGUGCAUCUCAGCGUUCAAGUACCUGCCAGGAUCACUAACAUUUCAAAGGACACCACAGUGAACGAGGGCAAUGAUGUCAAUCUUUUCUGCCAGGCUGUCGGUCGACCAGAAGCAAAUAUCAUUUGGAAGCAUCAGUCACCAGGGGGCAGCCAGAAAUUUGUGAUGGAAGGGGAACAUCUGGAGCUGACAGCCAUUACCAAAGAGCAGUCGGGAACAUACGAAUGCAUCACCUCUAAUGAUAUUGCACACCCCGACAUAAGGGCAGUUCGAGUCACAGUGAACUACCCUCCCUACAUUUCAAAAGCGAGGAGUACAGGUAUUCCUGAAGGACAAAAGGGAAUCCUGCAGUGUGAAGCCUCUGCUGUCCCAAAAGCAGACUUUGAGUGGUACAAAGAGGACCGCAGACUCUUCAAUGGACUUAAUCGUGUUAAGAUAGAGAGUCAAGGAAAACAGUCCCUGCUUGUUUUCUUCAACGUGUCAGAAGAAGACUAUGGAAAUUAUACCUGUGUUGCAAUAAAUACAAUGGGAAUGACUAAUGCCAGCAUAAUCUUUUACGGUCCUGGUGCAAUGCAUGACGUUAAUGGGACUGCCAUGGUGCCCCAUCAUUCUUUAUCCCUUCUGCUGACAGGGAUCCUAUUCUACCUGCUGAAGUUCUGA
Molecule: messenger RNA, 873 nt
Organism: Nematolebias whitei (Rio pearlfish)
Lineage: Eukaryota; Metazoa; Chordata; Actinopteri; Cyprinodontiformes; Rivulidae
Gene: opcml
Product: opioid binding protein/cell adhesion molecule-like
Exons: 6
Coding region: 28-873 (281 amino acids)
Source: RefSeq, a predicted model, not a curated record